Messenger RNA from Paralichthys olivaceus (Japanese flounder), 2048 nucleotides. RefSeq names its product ATG5 autophagy related 5 homolog (S. cerevisiae) (gene atg5). Gene Ontology annotation, cellular component: Atg12-Atg5-Atg16 complex; cytoplasm; phagophore assembly site membrane. Lineage: Eukaryota; Metazoa; Chordata; Actinopteri; Pleuronectiformes; Paralichthyidae. Gene Ontology annotation, molecular function: Atg8-family ligase activity. The record is from RefSeq and is a predicted model, not a curated record. Gene Ontology annotation, biological process: cellular response to nitrogen starvation; autophagy of mitochondrion; nucleophagy.
UUUUUUGUAUUAUUAUUAGUUCAUACAAUUGAAUUGGUGCAUAAUGUGCCUUGUUAUGACUUGACGUUUGUAGAUCAGGUUUUCAAUAAUAAUAAUAAUAACAUUACAUGAACUCAAAACAGGCAGAUCAUUGAGUUAGAAAAUUCACUUUAGUAGAAAACAACCGCGCUGACGGGUCGAACGUGUUUCUGUCGCUAGGGGUCGUGGUUCUGCGGGGAGCCGAGGUUCUCAGCAGUGGAAUGACAACAUCGACAGUCGCGGGCCUUCUUCCCUCCGAGCUGCCCGAGAAACAUCCACCGAAAGCGGGAGGUGUCCUGUCCCUCCAGUGUUUGGAGAACCGGGUCUUUAUGUGCCACUGGGAGCGGAGGCAGCAUGGCAGAUGACAAGGACGUGUUGAGGGACGUGUGGUUCGGCCGGAUCCCCGCCUGCUUCACCCUGAACCAGGACGAGGUGACUGAGAGAGAGGCCGAGCCCUACUAUCUGCUGCUGCCCAGGGUGAGCUACCUGACGCUGGUCACAGACAAAGUGAAAAAACACUUCCUCAAAGUGAUGAAGGCCGAGGACGUGGAGGAGAUGUGGUUAGAGUAUGAAGGAACGCCACUGAAAUGGCACUAUCCAAUUGGAGUUCUCUUUGACCUCCACGCCUCCAACACGGUCUUACCCUGGAGCAUCACCGUGCACUUUAAAAAUUUUCCAGAUCGUGACCUCCUCCACUGUCCGUCCAACUCUGUGAUCGAGGCUCACUUCAUGUCCAGCAUCAAGGAGGCCGACGCCCUCAAGCACAAGAGCCAAGUUGUUAACGACAUGCAGAAGAAAGACCACAAACAGCUGUGGAUGGGUCUGCAGAACGAUAAAUUUGACCAGUUCUGGGCCAUGAACCGGAAGCUGAUGGAAUAUCCCACUGAGGACGGAGGCUUCAGAUACAUCCCCUUCAGAAUAUACCAGACGAUGAGUGAUAGACCGUUCAUCCAGAGACUGUUUCGCCCUGUUUCACCUGAAGGCAACGUGCACACACUUGGCAACUUGCUUAAAGAAAUGUACCCAGAUGCUAUACCAAAUGAAGGUGAGUCAAAGCAUUACCAGGUGGUGAUCCACGGCAUCGAGCCGCUGCUGGAGACGCCUCUUCAGUGGCUCAGCGAACACCUGAGCCACCCUGACAACUUCCUGCACAUCUGCGUUGUCCCCGUUCCCACUGACUGAGAUGACGCCAUGAAACAUAGAUCGACCAGCCGAUGCACCAGCCCGUCGCAUCUCCCAGGAAACGGUCUGCGCGCGAAGCGGUGGAAAGUCUGAACUAACGAGACUCUGAAACGAGACGGAGAUCAGAAUGAAAAGAAAAGGAUGUGAAGGAGGUGUUGAACAAACCUCCUUUUACAUCUUGUUUAUUUAUAUUUCUACUCCUACGACCACUACUACUCCACUCAGAAAACUUAAUUUUAGGACGGGAGGAGGAAGAGAUCCUCUCUUCCUCUCCUCCUCCUCCCCUUCCGAAAAGAUGAGAAGAUUCCUCGGAGUGAAGAGAUUGACGUCCAAUUUUUCUACUCUGCUGUCUUCACCUCCUCAUUCUCUCUUUCUUUAUGACCACACUUCCCACAAGAGGAGAUGAGGUGAAGAGAACCCUCGUCUUCUCUCCAUCCUGACGAAGACUGUGCCGUCGACAGGGAUCGGAGAAGUGGAGCAUCCAGACCUGAUGAAUCUGCCUUAUGAAGUUUUUUUUUUUUUAUCAUCAGCAUCUCAUCGUUCACACAGUCAGUUUACAUCAGAGCCCGAGAAAAAUGUUUCUGAGGAUUUUCUCUUGGUUUCGCCAACAUGGAUUCAUGUUUAUUAUGUUUAUUGGAUCAAUGAUAAAAAGAGAAGACUUGGAUAUGAACUAACAUCACUGAUCAUCAGCCCAACAUCUAAUUUUGUAAUUGAAAAAGGAACUUAACUAACAAACGUUUGCAUACUGUCGUCUGCUGCUGUCUAUGAAUUCGAAUUUUAGUGCUGCUUCUUUUCUUUUUCCUCGUUGUUUCAUCAUCACUUGUGAGAUAAAUUUCAGUUUCAUGUCA